Orussus abietinus is the source of this 1263-nucleotide messenger RNA. RefSeq names its product N-acetylglucosaminyl-phosphatidylinositol de-N-acetylase (gene PIG-L). Gene Ontology annotation, cellular component: endoplasmic reticulum. The record is from RefSeq and is a predicted model, not a curated record. NCBI's taxonomy places the organism in Eukaryota, Metazoa, Arthropoda, Insecta, Hymenoptera, Orussidae. The transcript is spliced from 5 exons. The coding region runs from base 322 to 1185 and encodes 287 amino acids. Gene Ontology annotation, biological process: GPI anchor biosynthetic process. Gene Ontology annotation, molecular function: N-acetylglucosaminylphosphatidylinositol deacetylase activity.
CCAUCUAUUUCUUCUCAGACCUAUGGUCACAUCUUUAGAAUGUAGUUAUUUAUGUACUUAUAGGAAAGAAUUAUUUUAAAUACACAAUAAAUUGAAGUCAUUGUAUCAAGUUAAUGUAACUUUCCAUUGCUUAUAAAGUUUUAAGUGACUAUAUGAGCAACAUGUAGAAAACUUUAAAGUAUGAUAUUACUCUGUUUUCUCGUGCGGCAUGUCACAUAACCUCGAUUCAAGACAAUUUGGUACAUUUUUAUCAAAUGUGGCGUAAUUUGAUCUCAGUAUGAGAAACAGUAUUUUCUAUUCGAUUAUUAAGCAAUAAUAAUCAUGAUUGACUUCGAAUCUGUGCUUUGGUAUCUCAGUACGGAAUUAGAUGAAAUUAUUUCGUGGUGGUGGUGGUACAUAAAAGAGAUCUCUUUGCAAGUUCUUAUUGCUAUCGUUGCCUACGUUUGCGUUUGUAUAUUUCUUUAUGCUAUCCUUAAAAGAGUUAGCCAUGAAGCGUGGCAACUCGCAGGUCCACCGGCUAGAAUUCUGUUAGUGACCGCUCAUCCUGAUGACGAAGUCAUGUUCUUUGGCCCAUUCUUAUAUUCGGUCAUUAAACAAAAAGCUAGUGAAAUCUAUCUUCUCUGCUUGACAAUAGGGGGAAAUAAACAACGGAAGGAAGAAUUAUGGAAUUGUGCAAAUGUAUUGGGCAUUCCAGAAUCUAAUAUAACAAUAUUAAUGGAUACCGAUUUGCCAGAUGAUUCUAAGGUAUUAUGGUCCGAAGAUGUCGUAGCUGGGAACAUUCUACAACAUGUAGAAAGUUAUAAAAUUAAUGCUGUUGUGACCUUUGACAAAUAUGGUAUAAGCGGUCAUAAAAAUCAUAUUUCUCUUUUUUAUGGAAUAGCAUCAUUAUGCAUGGAAAAAAAGGUACCGCCAUAUUGCAAAUUCUAUGUCUUAGAGUCCGUGAAUAUUGUUAGAAAGUACAUCCAGUUAUUAGAUUUGCCGAUUAGCCUGCUCUUGGCUUCAAAUUGGUACCUCAUUACUCAUGAACAACGAAAAAAUAUAAGGAAUGCUAUGGCGGCUCAUAAGUCUCAGUAUGUUUGGUACAGAAAACUGUACAUGAUUUUUUCGCGAUACACCUUCAUAAAUACUCUUCAGGAAGUCAGUACUCUUGAUUUAGAGUUGGAUCUUCAAUUUGAAGAUGAUUGAAUACAUUUUCAUAAUACAUAUUGUACAAAUGUAAAUUAGUUCUAUAUUGUACAAAGUUAAUAUAAUUAAUCUUCCAAA